GGGAUGACGAUAAGACCGAAAGGGGGUGGGUUUAUUAAAUUAGAUGGAGAUGGAGAGUAUAUGGUGGUUAAGGGGAGGAUGGAUGAUUAGUUACAGUGUUGCUGUGGUAACACUCGUAUCUGUGUGGCACUUGCUUAAAUUAAUUAUUCAAAUCAUACCAUCAUACUCCUCCUUCUCAAGAUUAUGGAACUCCCCUUCCGCUUCCGCUUCUGCUGCCCAAUCCAACCAUCCCGUUCAUACUACCACUAAUACUAAUAAUAAUAAUAGAAUAAUGAUAUCUUCAUCACAUAAUGGAGGGCUCAUUACUGAUUUUGAUCUUAAACUUCUCAUGGAUAAUUUGGAAGAUGAUGCCGACACCUGGGAGACUGUUGUUGAAAGAAGAAAUAAUUCACUCUCUUACUCUGUAAAGUGUUGCAAACCCAAGGAUGGUGGUCCCCUCAAGUAUUUGAGUACAACAAUCUUUAACUUUUGCUCUUCUGAGACACUUAGAGACUUUUACAUGGAUAAUUUUUAUAGAAUGGAGUGGGACAAGACCUUGAUUGACCAUCGGCAGUUGCAGGUGGAUGAGAAUAGUGGUACUGAAAUUGGCCGUACAAUUAAAAAAUUCCCCCUUUUGACUCCUAGGGAAUACAUUCUAGCAUGGAGGCUAUGGGAAGGAAGAGAUCAAACCUAUUAUUGUUACAGUAAGGAAUGUGACCAUCCUUUAGCUCCAACACAAAAGAAGUAUGUACGGGUUAGCCUUUUCAGGUCUGGUUGGAGAAUCAAGGCAGUACCUGGAGGAAAUUCAUGUCAGAUCAAAAUGGUUCACCAAGAAGAUGCUGGCUUGAAUGUUGAAAUGGCAAAAGUUAUCUUUGCCAAAGGCAUAUGGAGCUAUGUAUGUAAGAUGGAUAAUGCUCUUCGAAUGUAUUCUGCCAUAAAACGUCUUCAACUGACUUCAACUAUUAGUGCAAUCACACUUGUGCAGAAGGUACCACUUCCAUUGGAAUCCACGAGCAACAUUGAUGCCAUAGCUCAUUCAGAAGUCUCUUAUGAUUGGAGUGAGAAAGAAAUAUCACGAAAGUCUUCAAAGAAAUUGUUAGUGAAUGGGUUGAUCCUUGCUGGUGGCGUGAUUUGUCUGGCUCGUGGACACACCAACUUCAGUGCGAAGGUAGCCAUGUCAUACGCACUAAGUAAGUUGACAAAGCGGCACAGAAGUAAAGAACCUUCUUUACACUAAGAAGUCUUUCAUUGUGGGUAAAAGCUUUUUUGGGCUGACUUGAUUUGAAGAUACAAGUGGAUAAUAAAAAAGUAUAGUAAACCAUGUAAAUUAAAAUCUUAAACUGAUACUGUAUAACUACUGCUGUAUCCAGCUUCUAAAAAAAAAUACUCUUAUUGAAAAGGAUAA
This is a messenger RNA of Erigeron canadensis, 1384 nucleotides long. RefSeq lists its product as uncharacterized. The record is from RefSeq and is a predicted model, not a curated record. The coding region runs from base 44 to 1216 and encodes 390 amino acids. Gene Ontology annotation, molecular function: lipid binding. Lineage: Eukaryota; Viridiplantae; Streptophyta; Magnoliopsida; Asterales; Asteraceae. The transcript is spliced from 6 exons.